AUGGCAGGGCUGUUGACCAGAGCGACGCUCUCGCCGUCUUCCCUCAUCUCGGCCUUCCGCGGGCUCUCGUUGACUUCAACCCGCUGCUUCUCCACGACACUGCCCUCGCAGAAGACAAAGAAGCUUCCGGACUAUAUCCCACCCUAUCCCUAUGGGCCGAAUCACCUCUACAAGCAAGCCGAUAGCGGUCUGUAUGGCGGAGUGAAGAUCCAAUUCGGCAACAAGAUCUCCAAGGGGAGGAACAAGGGUAAAACGAGGCGAACGUGGAAACCAAACGUCAGGAGGAAGAAGCUGUGGAGCGAUGCUCUCGGGGAGUACCUGUUCAUCAAGGUCACGCGCAAGGCCUUGCGGACGAUUCGGAAAGAGGGCGGAUUAGAUAACUACCUCCUGGACGACCGACCCUCGCGGAUCAAGGAACUCGGCUUGUUCGGAUGGCAAUUGAGAUGGAGGAUCAUGCAGACGCCCAAGAUCCAGGAGAAAUUCCGGAAGGAGAGACAGGCAUUGGGGCUGCCGGAACCGCCCUCGUUCGAAGAAUGGAUGAAGCAGAAGGAAAAGGAACUCAAGGAGAGCGUCGAGAAGGACAUCAAUAUCAAGGAGAAGACCAAGCCAAAUAUCUCUCCGGUACCCGGCGAGGUACCUAGACCACGCACAACGGAGGAAACGGCCAAGCAAUGA
This is a messenger RNA of Rasamsonia emersonii CBS 393.64, 675 nucleotides long. Its product is annotated as 50S ribosomal protein L24. Gene Ontology annotation, cellular component: mitochondrial large ribosomal subunit. Gene Ontology annotation, molecular function: structural constituent of ribosome. NCBI's taxonomy places the organism in Eukaryota, Fungi, Ascomycota, Eurotiomycetes, Eurotiales, Trichocomaceae. Bases 1 to 675 code for a protein of 224 amino acids. The transcript has a single exon. The record is from RefSeq and is a predicted model, not a curated record.